Mytilus trossulus (common blue mussel) is the source of this 1863-nucleotide messenger RNA. RefSeq lists its product as uncharacterized. The transcript has 3 exons. The record is from RefSeq and is a predicted model, not a curated record. Bases 1 to 1863 code for a protein of 620 amino acids. NCBI's taxonomy places the organism in Eukaryota, Metazoa, Mollusca, Bivalvia, Mytilida, Mytilidae.
AUGAUUUCUCCGCAAGCAGGCACGCCAAGGAGCAAGAACCCCCUGAUAGAUGGCGAUACAUUUGAUGGGAUAUUGGAGACAGGAAAAGAGUUGCUUGUCAACUGGAAGUUCUUAGUUGAAGAAAAUGGGCACGCCAUCGAAACAGCCAUUAACAAACUACAGAAUAUGCAACCAAGCGAACUAUCGGACAACAGAACUAGGAAAGAAAUCGAGCAACAUAUAGAUUUCCAUCAUGCUGACAGACAUGUUAUGCAGAGAUGUAUGAACCAUUUACAGUGGGCAAUGCAAGACAGACUGAAUUUCCUGAGAGAUCAGCAAAAAUUUCUUCUGGAUUAUCAGAAUACCCUGCAAAAUAUUUUUAACUCAUUCGAAAAAUGUAAACAAUCAAGAGCUCAAGAUCCAUUUUCAAAAUUCGUUAAUGAUGUCAAACUCAAUCACUUUCACAUGUUCAACGAAGAACUACUUAUUUCUUCAAAAGAACGCGAUAAAAAGAAUGCCAGACAUCUGAUAGAGCCCAAUACUAUCAGCUUUGGAAAUACCAAUUUAUACAUGGGAAGAAAUGGUAGGGCAAAUAUCAUGACACCAAUUUAUGAAAAUAUAUUUGAAUUGGAUGAUUGCUGUACCGGGAAGUGUUACGACCAUCAUUGUACUUGCUAUAGGUCUGACUCCGUUCUUAGUUUUGAAAACCAUGAACUAAAUAUAGAAUGUCAGCUGUAUGAAUUUGAAGAAAAUAACAAACGAAAUGAAAAUGAUUUCAGAAAAGAGGGGCUUAGAAACGAUUUACAUAAAAAAUCUCAGAGGUCUAAGAUUCCGAUUCCAGUGAAACAGUUAGCUUACAAAAAAAUAAAACACAUGGAAGAAUCCACCACCACACAACUGAAACUUCCGCCACUUUUAGCAAACAAACCAAUAAAACACACAGAUGAACCCUCCUCCAGUCAACCGAAACUUCCGCCACUGCUACCAACCAAAACAAAAUACAUGAACGAUUCCAUUUCGACUCAGCUGAAACCAACACCACUGUUACCAAACAUAAACAACGUGGACGAAUCAUAUACUGCUUCAAUUAAAUCACCAAAGAAGAUCAAAUCCUGCUGGGAGCCUGUAAAACUUCCACCGUUGUUGCCGGGUCAAAAGCAGAACUGCAUGGCGUCUAAUUGCCCUGUUAUUCCACCAAAAAUGUUCCAACCGUUAAAGAUGCUACCCCAAAACAUAAAAAGGACAUUGAACAUAAAUAAGGACAGGAAUGAAAAGAAAGAGAAAACCAAAGUCAUGUCAAUGAGACCAAGGCCUAAGACAGCUUUGCGACCGAUUGCAGGGACAUCAGCUUCCAAUGACAUACCAAACGUUAAUUCAGAAUUAGCCAUGGAUAUGAUGAGCUGGACUACUGCACCCCGUGAGAGAAAUUACAGAUAUUCAAAGCUUCAAAAAGAUUCAACUAAAGAUUGCUUUAUACCUACGGGCCCCGGUGACAAAGUUAGUAAAGCUAUCUAUGAAAGGUACUUAACAUUAAGAAAGCAAGUAAGCAAUACCGGGAAACAAACAGAAACGGAAAAAUCGGAUAGCUGCCCAGAAUUCAACCAACAUCGUACAAAACUGGAUAUAAAAGUCGCAAAUAAAUAUGCUGCAGAAGAAAAUUUUGACAAGGUAUUCGACCAAGAUACUAAAAUUUUACAAAGCGAAGAUGGUGCCGGGAAUAAUUGUCAAGAUGCGACAAAGCAGUCUCCUUUUUCUGAUUGGCAGUUUACAAACAUCGGUUCGGAAAGCGAAAUUGAAACAAAAUAUGUUCCUAUGCCACCUAAAACUCCAAAACCGAAAACACUAAACACCAGAAUUAAUCAGUACUGCAGGAAACGUUCAUGA